Messenger RNA from Striga asiatica, 2187 nucleotides. The record is from the annotation of a GenBank genome assembly. Lineage: Eukaryota; Viridiplantae; Streptophyta; Magnoliopsida; Lamiales; Orobanchaceae.
CAGCAAAACUGUUUACAAAUCAAAUUCAACACCUCCCAAUAAUAACUGUUGGUCAAACCAAUCACCGAUGUCAAUCGCCCAAUCCAACAUAAAUCCGGCGAUCCAACUCGCCGCCGCCACCAUCCGCCAGCACCACCACCGCAUACACUUUCUCCAGAAUCGCUCCAUCCUCUCACGCGCCGUGUCCUUCCGCCCCCUGACGCUCGGGGCAGCGAGCGUGAGAGCGUUUUCCACGAACGAGGCUCAGCCCACCGACGUUCAGAAGCUUCCAAGUAAACCGUCGAUAUGCACGGCCGACGAGCUCCACUACGUCACCGUCGACAACUCCAACUGGCGGCUCGCGCUAUGGCGCUAUACACCGCCGCCGCAGGCUCCUCAGAGGAAUCAUCCGCUGUUGCUGUUGUCUGGUGUGGGGACAAACGCCAUUGGAUAUGAUCUGUCUCCUGGGUCAUCUUUUGCUCGUUAUAUGUGUGGCCAAGGAUUUGAUACUUGGGUUCUGGAAGUUCGAGGGGCUGGUCUGAGUAUGCAAGGCUUGGAUUGUAAAGCAGUUGAAGAGGCGGCUCAUAAAAAAUCUGAACAAAUGGAAGCUGCUGCAGAAAAUAUGAUUGAGGGCACCCUCCUGGCAAACCAGCAGCCAUCCACAGGCCAGAAUGAGUUGGUUAAUUCUAAGGUAGCUGUGGUCAGUGAAGAACCAAACGGAGUUGCAACCGCAUGGGAUGAAUCCAGACUCGUCUCAGAGGUGUCAGAAUUUUUCACGCGCUUAUCAGAGAGGCUUUCUGGUUUUCUUAGUGAAAGUCAGUCGAAGAUUAUGUCUGCCAAAUUUUUCGAUCAAAUAUCAAAAUUCUUUGAGGAUUCCCUUAUACUCGAAAGUUUUAAUGAGAUAAAGGAAAAAGUUUUAAAUUUGCUAGACACAGAACAAAACUCCAGUGUAGCUGGACAAAUUAAGGAACUAAGUCAAAAGCUGGUAGAUGUCAUUGAAGAAGGUCAACGUUCUGUUCCGCCCCAACUUUUUGAUCUGCAAGAACGCUUACUCACGACAGUGGAUGAUUUCCAGAAACAGUUGGACUUUAUUGUCAAAUAUGACUGGGACUUUGAUCAUUAUUUGGAAGAGGACAUUCCUGUUGUGGUGAGAUGGAAUAUAUACGGGCCCAGAGCAAACCAAAGGAUGGUCGGUUGCUCGCAAUUGGUCACUCCAUGGGGGGUAUUUUGCUAUAUGCAAUGGUAUCCCGAUACAUUAGCACAUUUCCUUCUGGAUUGGCGUUCUUCUGCAAAUUUUAACAAUAUGUUGGUUUUAAAAGGUUCUGAAGGAAGAGAUCCUGGAUUAGCUGCUAUCGUUACAUUGGCUUCAUCACUGGAUUACACCACAUCUAAUUCGACACUCAAACUUCUUCUUCCUCUCAAUCAUAACAGAAUGUUUUUCGUCCCACAGGCUGACCCUGCACAGGCUCUUAAUGUACCUGUUGUUCCUUUAGGUGCAUUGCUAUCAGCAGCCUAUCCCCUUUCUUCCCGUCCGCCUUAUGUCUUGUCGUGGAUGAAUGACCUGAUAUCAGCACAGGGUAUGAUGCACCCCGAAUUGUUGGAGAAGCUAAUCCUUAACAAUUUUUGUACUAUUCCUGCUAAACUAUUAUUACAGCUGACGACUGCCUUUCGGGAAGGCGGGCUCCGUGACAGAAGUGGUACAUUCUUUUACAAAGAUCACAUUCAUAAGAGUAGAGUUCCUGUUUUAGCCCUUGCUGGGGAUCGGGAUUUGAUUUGUCCACCAGAAGCCGUAUAUGAAACUGUGAAGCUCAUUCCUGAGAAUUUGGUCACAUAUAAAGUGUUUGGUGAACCUAAUGGCCCACAUUAUGCUCACUACGACUUGGUGGGAGGACGGAUGGGUGUACCUGAAUGGUUAAACCCUUACACAAAAUUCGGUGAUUUAUGUCACGGUUAAUAUUUUCAGAUCCCUUGUUUUGAGUUUUAAUCUUUCCUUACAUGUUAUAGUGUUGGGAUUUCCGUCGCUUUGGGUCAUGGUGAAGUAGUUGUAAUACUAAUCAUGUGAUUUGUAAAUGACAGAUUUAUUGUGUUUAUUUGUUUUGUAUUCCCCAGCAUUGUAUUGGAAUUUCUCUUGUUUAAUGUUUCGGCUAAUAUAUCUUAUUGAACAAUAAUACAUUAGUUUAUUAUAUAUGGUGUACUUUUGAAAACAAC